CCAACAGCGUCGGCACGUACCCACGAUUGAGCAGCGAGUUUAGUUUAGGAACGACCAAAAUACAACACAGUGACAUUAUUUUAGUCAAGACGACACAAAUAGUGGAAACAAUUAGUUAGUUUCCGUAUUUCGGGAUCAUCAGUGGCUAGAUCCAGAGUAGUUUAACGUAAGCAAAUGUGAUUAAAUUUCUGCAAUGAUUUGGACGAUAUUAGCCAUAACAACUCUGACGGUUGUUAGUGUAAAAGUGUUCCAAAGACUUACAUGCGGCGUGUGUCAAUCCAGUGCGCGUUUGGACGGCCAAGUUGUGAUAUUGACUGGAGGUACGAGUGGCACUGGAUUGGAGACAGCGCGAGGUCUGGCCCAGCGAGGUGCCAGGGUCAUCAUCACAAGCAACAGUACUCGCCGUGGAGCUGCUGCCGUCGAAGAAAUCAUACAAACCACCGGAAACACAAACGUCUGUAGCCGACUCCUAGACUUAUCCUCCUUACAAUCCGUAAGACAGUUCAGCCAUAUCAUUACGAAAACAGAGGAACGCCUCGACAUACUUAUCAACAAUGCCAGCGCAUUCGGCCUUGGCAAUCACGUCACUAAAGACGGACUGCAAGUCGGCAUGCAGGUCAACUACUUCGGACCUUUUCUCUUGACCUGCCUUCUGUUGCCACUCUUGAAAUCUUCAUCGCCCAGCCGGAUUAUAAACGUGUCAUCUAUCAAACACAACUAUGCUGUGGUGGAUUUUGACAAUCUCAACAUGGAGCGAUAUUGGAGCGACAUAUUGACUUACGCGAACAGUAAACUAUAUUUAAUAAUGAUGACUGUAGAAUUAAGUCGUAGAUUAACAGAUACUGGUGUAACAGUGAACGCUUUGCAUCCGGGGGUCUCUUCAAGUACUAUUUUAAAAAAUAUACCUAGUGAUGCCGUAAGAAGAGUGAUGGAAAAAAGUGUAGGGUUUAUGUAUCAGAAUGCCAAGGAAGCAUCUCAAACGACUUUGCAUUUGGCGGUGACCCCUGAGUUAGAAACCGUGAGUGGUCAGUACUUCAGCAAUUGUCGUAAAGCGAAAUCUUCCAAGGUGUCACAAGACCCGUUGUUAACUAAAAGGUUAUGGGAAGAAACUGAAAGAUUAGUAGGUUUUUCAUUGCCUGACUGUAAUAAAUUGUAAUUUUGUAUUAACAAAAACGUAAAAUACAUAUCUUGCAAGAAAUCCCAUCCCUAUGUAAUAUUAUCGUUUUCCCUAUUUCCUUCCUGUAUUUGGAGAACGACUAAUUUGGCGAUUUUUAUCCUGUAUUUUUUUUAUACCACCGACGGGUGGCAAACAAGCAUACGACCCGCCUGAUGGUAAGCAGUCACCGUAGCCUAUGGACUCCUGCAAAACCAGAGAUAUUACAUGCGCGUUGCCGACCCUUUAAAAACCUGUAUUAUAUUUAAGUUAAAAAUACACAGACUGUAGGUACUGAAGCUGUUCAGCGCACCGGCCCUCAUUUUAUUAUUCGUUCAUUUGCAGUUAUUAGAUCCAAAUAAAAACAAAAGAAAAAUGAUUUAUUCUGAAAAGCACACACAACAGGGUUUUUCUAUCUCGAUCGUAAAGUUUACCGGAAUGCAAGGGCUAAAUUAAGCACUAUCCCAACGAAGUCCCGUAAAAAAAAAACAUCUUUUUAUUGUUACUUAGUGCAAAACGACUUUUUGAUGGCGAUGUUACACCACUAUUGGGACCUAGUCCAAAUAUCCUAUGAUGUCAAAAAGUGACAAGUUAAUACACUUUGCAAAACCUUACAAAAAAAAUUGUACCUAAAAUUCUUUUUGACUGACAGUUUUACAAAUAGCAUUUACAUUUUAUGUACAAAUACAUACAAAAAAUCGGAAAAAAACAACUUUUUUUUUCGUGAAAUUGACCUAAACUCGUAAAACAUAUUUUUUUGCUUUUAAUAUUUUGACCUCGGAAAUGCGUGGUUAAAAUCUCUUGGGUUCCUCGUGGCCACCUUGUCUAUAAUUUCCUAUGCAAAUGCAGGCCAAUGGCCUGCUUGUGUAGUUUCUCAUUUUGGUUCGGUCUGUUGUCCUCAUAAGAAUGAAUAAAAUUCUACUACAUACUUACCUAAUAGUAGGUUGGCAAAUCAAGUUUUAGCUUACAUUCAUAUUGUCAUAUGGUACCAAUGCAUUCAGUUUGAUGUCCUGAACACAAAUAAUUAUAUGAGAUGACAAGCGUGAAAAUGGUAGGGGUGGGGAGACGUCGUAAAGUCUGCAGUACAAAUAAAUAAAUAAUAUAAAUAAAUAAAUAAAUAUGAGGUAUAUCUAGGUCUGUAAUUAGAUUAUAUAGCUCCAGUUUAAAAAACAAACGAAAUAGAGCAAAAACAAGUUAAGUAGAAAAACUUAAAUUCGCUGUGUAUAUCAGUAUUACAUAAGUGUCAUUGUAUGUGCAAAGUUUCAUUACAAUCCAACGCGUAGUUAAGUGAAAAUAUCAUAGUAGGAAUACUAAUUAAUUAAAAAAGCACAGUAAAAUGAAGAAGGUCCGUGUACAUUGCUACCAUCAGACCUGCACCAUCAUGAGGUCAUGCUUGUUUGCCACCAUGAUGGAAUAAAAUAGUUCUUGCUAAUUCGCGAAGGCCGAAGUCCCAAGAGAGCGAUCUGAAUGAACCCAAAUCCCCAAUCACUGCGUCAGAAUGAACAAUCAGGCUGAUCGCUUUAAGGUGGAAAUACUUAACUAUUCUAGCAUAUGUGGUUACAGUUAAUUGUAUACAAUACUAGGUAGCUAAAAAUAUAAUUAUCCAUUUUGUAUAAUUUUUAGGGUUUCAUAGCUGUUGUUUCAUGUCCGUCUGUUUCACAGACACUUGAAAUGACCUGUGGUCUACUGUGGUCUAUCUGUAGAAGAGCCCGUCUAAGCUAACUUUAAAUGAUCUGUGGUCUACUGGUCUAUCUGUAGCAGAGCCCGUCUAAGCUAAAUUUAAAUGAUCUGUGGUCUACCUGUAGAAGAGCCCGUCUAAGCUAACUUUAAAUGAUCUGUUGUCUACUGGUCUAUCUGUAGAAGAGCCCGUCUAAGCUAACUUUAAAUGAUCUGUGUUCUACUGGUCUAUCUGUAGAAGAGCCCGUCCAAGCUAACUUAGCACCGACUUGAACAGAACGAACUGAAGGAGUGUCAUUAUAAACGACAUAAUAUUCUCAUAGAAAUUUGACAUUACCACACUUUGUGCAAAUGCCAUUCGACAGUUUCAGUUAUAUUAUUUUACUCUGAAACUAUAAGGUACCUAUUAUAUUAACGAUUUUGCUAUUCAGUAUAAUACUAUUAUGUAAGCCAUUGCAUAUUUCUAGUUAGAAUAUAAAUGUUCAAAACAAUAAUAAAUAAAUAAGCGAUCCUUUUUAAUCUUCAAAAGUUUAGUGCCUGUUUUUAUUAAAUAGCAAUUGUGUUGCUAUAACAUUAUAAUCGUAUGGCACAGGUACUCAUGACAAUAUUACUAGGACGGAUUAUCUACAACUAUUAUCGCAAUCAUACCGGGGCGAAUAGUUUACUUAUGAAUAUUUAAUAUAUUAAUCAAGGCCUCGGACAAAGCAGGCAUGAUUGAUAUUAUAUAAAGCACAACUGUGCGUGAUUAGAUAAUCUGUGCAGGUGUACAUAGUUUGAUAAUUUUGUUAACAUAAACAGGUAUAAUGAUUAAACUUUACUAGAAAAAGGUUUAAGAUGGUCAUGUUAUCGCUAAUAGGUGUAUAAAUUUAUCGAUAGGCUAGGCACUAAGUAUACUUUGAUUCUCUAAAAUAUAUUUAAGUAUGUUGGUAAGUAAUUUAAUACUUAAUCAAUGAUCUAUAAUGAUUCACACGCAAGCUAAAAUUUCCUACUAGUAUAAAUAUACUAGUAACACUUAAUAAAUGUUGUCAAAGUGUAACAUUAAGUGACAAAAAUGAUCUGCACGACUUUAUUGCUAAGGCCGCGUCUCUACCAUCUCCA
Messenger RNA from Cydia strobilella, 3928 nucleotides. Its product is annotated as retinol dehydrogenase 11-like. Gene Ontology annotation, molecular function: oxidoreductase activity. Bases 194 to 1156 code for a protein of 320 amino acids. Lineage: Eukaryota; Metazoa; Arthropoda; Insecta; Lepidoptera; Tortricidae. The record is from RefSeq and is a predicted model, not a curated record. The transcript has a single exon.